Molecule: messenger RNA, 13011 nt
Organism: Sorex fumeus (smoky shrew)
Lineage: Eukaryota; Metazoa; Chordata; Mammalia; Eulipotyphla; Soricidae
Gene: VPS13C
Product: vacuolar protein sorting 13 homolog C
Exons: 85
Coding region: 79-11325 (3748 amino acids)
Biological process (GO): protein retention in Golgi apparatus; protein targeting to vacuole; mitochondrion organization
Cellular component (GO): extrinsic component of membrane
Source: RefSeq, a predicted model, not a curated record
UCGCGGUCCGGGUCGCCGCCCUCCGCCGCGCCCGACGGUUCCGGCUCCGCUGCCGCCGCCUCCCGGGGGUCCCCCACCAUGGUGCUGGAGUCGGUGGUCGCCGACCUGCUCAACCGCUUCCUGGGGGACUACGUGGAGAACCUGAACAAGUCGCAGCUGAAGCUGGGGAUCUGGGGCGGAAAUGUGGCUUUAGAUAAUCUGCAGAUAAAAGAAAACGCUCUGAGUGAAUUGGAUGUUCCUUUUAAAGUCAAGGCUGGCCAAAUUGAUAAGUUAACGCUGAAGAUUCCUUGGAAGAACCUCUAUGGAGAAGCCGUUGUUGCCACUCUGGAGGGUUUAUACCUGCUUGUUGUCCCUGGAGCAAGUAUUAAAUAUGAUCCUGAGAAAGAAGAAAAAUCCUUGCAAGACAUUAAGCAAAAAGAGUUAUCCCGAAUUGAAGAAGCCCUUCAAAAAGCAGCAGAGAAAGGCGCACAGUCAGGGGAGUUCAUAUACGGCUUGGAGAGCUUUGUUUACAAGGACGUUAAGCCUGGACGUAAACGUAAAAAGCACAAAAAACAUUUUAAGAAACGUUUUAAAGGCUCAAAAGAUAAACCAAAAGAAGCCAAAAAGGAUACAUUUUUGGAAAAAUUGGCAACUCAAGUAAUUAAAAAUGUACAAGUAAAGAUCACAGAUAUUCACAUUAAAUAUGAAGAUGAUGUCACCGACCCACAGCGACCUCUUUCAUUUGGUGUCACAUUGAGAGAGUUUAGUCUUUUGACUACAAAUGAACAUUGGACCCCAUGUAUAUUAAAUGAAACAGAAAAAAUUAUAUACAAGCUCAUACGACUUGAUAGUCUUAGUGCCUACUGGAAUGUGAAUUGCUGCAUGUCCUACGAGGGAUCCAGGGAGCAGAUUUUGGAUCAGCUGAAAAGUGAAAUUCUUAAGAGUUGUAGUGUAUCUCCAGAUCAUCAAUAUAUUUUUCAGCCAAUAUCAGCCUCUGCAAAACUCUUCAUGAAUCCUUAUGCGGAAACAGAGCUCAGAACACCCAAGCUUGAUGGGAACAUAGAAGUGCAGAACAUUGCUAUCGAGCUCACCAAGCCGCAGUACUUAAGUAUGAUCGAUCUUUUGGAGUCAGUGGAUUAUAUGGUUAGAAACGCCCCUUAUAGAAAAUACAAGCCUUAUUUACCGCUUCACAACAAUGGUCGACAGUGGUGGAAAUAUGCCAUUGAUUCUGUUCUUGAAGUUCAUAUAAGAAGAUAUACACGGAUGUGGUCGUGGAGUAAUAUAAAAAAACACAGACAGUUGCUCAAGAAUUAUAAAAAUACCUACAAAAACAAGCUGACUCAGACAAAGAUUUCAGAAGAAACUCAGAAACAAAUUCAGGAUUUGGAGAAGAAUCUAGAUGUUUUUAACAUAAUUUUAGCCAGGCAACAAGCACAAGUGGAGGUGAUUCGAUCUGGGCAAAAAUUACGGAAAAAGUCAACUGACACAAGUGAGAAACGUGGCUGGUUUAGUGGAUUUUGGGGCAAGAAGGAAUCCAAGAAAAAAGAUGAAGACUCUCUGAUACCUGAAACUAUUGAUGACCUUAUGACUUCAGAGGAGAAAGAUAAGCUCUUCACAGCUAUUGGCUAUAGUGAGAGUACCCAUAAUCUGACUUUACCCAAGGAGUAUGUUGCUCAUAUAAUGACAUUGAAGUUAUUAAGUACCUCUGUUACGAUAAGAGAAAACAAAAAUAUUCCAGAAAUCCUGAAAGUUCAGAUCAUUGGCCUGGGCACUCAGGUAUCUCAGCGACCAGGAGCACAAGCCCUUAGGGUAGAAGCAAAGUUAGAGCACUGGUACAUAACAGGCCUGAAGCAGCAGGGUAUUGUACCAUCACUUGUGGCUUCAAUUGGUGACCGUGCAUCAUCACUGCUGAAAAUUGAAUUUGAAACCAGCCCAGAGAACAGCACGGCUGACCAGUCUCUGGUGGUUGAGUCGCAGCCUGUGGAGGUCAUUUAUGAUGCUAAAACCAUCAAUGCAGUGGUUGAAUUCUUUCGGUCGAAUAAGGGAUUGGAUCUUGAACAGAUAACAUCAGCUACGUUAAUGAAGCUGGAAGAAAUUAAAGAGAAGACUGCGACAGGGCUUACACAUAUGAUUGAAACUCGAAAAGUCCUUGAUUUAAGAAUAAAUUUAAAGCCUUCUUAUCUAAUAGUCCCAAAGACAGGUUUUCACCAGGACAAAUCUGAUCUUCUCAUUUUGAAUUUUGGUACAUUUCGGCUCAACAGUAAAGAUCAGAACUUGCAGAAUACUGGUAAUUCAUCUCUUGAAGAACUAAUGGAUAAGGCAUAUGAUAAGUUUGAUGUAGAAAUAAAAAGUGUGCAACUCCUCUUUGCGAGAGCAGAGGAAGAUUGGAAAAAGUGUCGAUUUCAGCAUCCAUCAACUAUGCAUAUAUUGCAGCCCAUGGAUAUUCAUGUUGAGCUGGCUAAGGCAAUGGUAGAGAAAGAUACCAGAAUGGCCAGAUUCAAAGUCUCAGGAGGACUUCCUUUGAUGCACGUGAGAAUUUCUGAUCAGAAGAUGAAAGAUGUGCUAUGUUUGAUAAACAGUAUUCCCUUGCCACAGAAAUCAUCUGAAAAGUCUCCAGAGAGGCAGGUUGCCACAAUUCCUGUUAUUUCCAGUAACACAAAAGGCCUGCUGGGUACUUCCCUGUUGCUGGAUGGAAUAGAAUCGGAGUCGGAUGAUGAGUAUUUUGAUGCUGAGGAUGGAGAGACUCACGUUGGUGGAAAAAACACAAAGGGGUCAGAGCUGAAGAGAACCCCAGAGCCCCCCAGUGAGGAGCUCAUCAACCUUCUGUUAAAGUUUGAAGUUAAAGAGGUGAUUUUAGAAUUUACCAAACAACAGAAAGAAGAAGAAACAAUUCUAGUAUUUAAUGUUGCUCAGUUAGGAACAGAAGCGACUGUGAGAACAUUUGAUUUAACGGCAGUGUCUUAUUUAAAGAAAAUCAGCUUGGAUUACCAUGAAAUUCAAGGAUCCAAAAAGAAGCCUCUUCACUUGAUUAGCUCUUCUGACAAACCUGGAUUAGAUUUAUUAAAAGUGGAGUAUAUUAAGGCUGAUAAAAAUGGACCUAGUUUUCAAACUACUUUUGAAAAAACUGAGCAAACACUUAAGGUGGCUUUUUCAUCUUUAAAUUUGUUACUGCAAACACAAGCUCUUCUCUCGUCAAUUAACUACCUGACAGCCAUUGCUCCAUCACAUGCUCAAGAUGUAGGUGAUACCAAGGAAGUGCAAAUUUCGGCUGGCAAGCAACCAAAAUCUUCAACCCUGCAGAAAGUGAUUGUUUCCUCUAAAGAUAGUGACAUUAUUGACUUCAAGCUCUUUGCCAAAUUGAAUGCUUUCUCUGUCUUUGUUUGUGAUGAGAAGAACAAUAUUGCUGAAAUCAAGAUUCAAGGCCUUGAUUCCUCUCUUUCUCUUCAGUCAAAGAAACAAUCCCUUUUUGCCAGACUGGAGAAUAUUAUUGUCACAGAUGUUGAUCCUAAGACAAUUCAUAAAAAGGCGGUGUCAAUAAUGGGGAACGAAGUGUUUCGCUUUCACCUGGAAUUGUAUCCGGACGCCACCGAGGGGGCUUCCUACACGGACAUGUCCAAAGUGGACUGCAUGGUGUCCCUGCAAGUCGGUUGCAUUCAGAUCGUCUACCUCCAGAAAUUCCUCCACUCACUUCUGAACUUCCUGAACAACUUCCAGACGGCCAAAGCGGCAGUGGGCGCCGCCACUGCGCAGGCAGCUGAGCGAGCCGCCAGCAGCGUGCGUGGCCUGGCCCAGAGGAGCUUCCGCGCGGCCAUCGCCGUGGACCUCAAGGCGCCCGUCCUGGUCAUCCCGCAGUCGUCCGUCUCCACGGACGCAGUCGUGGUCGACCUUGGCCUGAUCCGGGUUAAGAACUGCUUCCAGCUCGUGCCCGGGGAAGGUGAGGAGAACCCGCCCGUGAUUGACAGGAUGGAUGUGCAGCUGACCGAGCUCACGCUCUCCAGGACGGUAAUUCAGCCGGGUGUCUCCCAGCCUGACAUUCAGCUAUUGCAGCCAAUUAACUUGGAGUUUUCUGUAAAUCGAAAUCUAGCUGCUUCAUGGUACCACAAAGUCCCUGUUGUGGAGAUUAAGGGACAUCUUGAGUCAAUGAAUGUUAUUCUAAAUCAAGAAGAUCUUAAUCUUUUAUUUAAAAUACUAGCAGAAAAUCUUGGUGAGGCUACUGAAGAUACAAAUAAAGCAAAGCCAGGGCUACAGAAGACAGGUCAAACUAAAGAGCUCCUUGAAAUAUCUGCAUUACAAGAUGUACAUGCUUCACAAGAUACAUUAACAGAUGGAGUGGAAGAAGUUAGAUCUGUAGACAUCAUUAAUAUUCUUUUGAAUUUUGAAAUCAAAGAGGUCGUACUUACUCUGAUGAAGAAAGCAGAAGGCAAAGGAAGGCCUGUGCAUGAGCUAAAUGUCCUGCAGCUUGGAAUGGAAGCUAGAGUUAAAGCCUAUGACUUGACAGCUAAUGCUUAUCUGAAAAAAGUUAGCAUGAAAUGCUUUGAGUUUACUGACUCAAAAGGAGACCCUCUUCACAUUAUUAACUCUUAUAAUGUGACUGAUGAACCCCUUCUGAAAAUGUUGUUCACCAAGGCAGACAGUGAUGGGCCAGAAUUUAAAACUGUUUAUGAAAACACCAAACAGAGACUGAAGGUUUCAUUUUCAUCAUUAGACUUAGUACUUCACUUGGAAGCGUUGUUGUCCUUCAUGGACUUUGUGUCAUUUGCCGUCCCGUCCUCCGGAUCUCCUGAGAAGGAGCCUGACCUGAAGCACCCUGUGGGCGAGUCCAGGAGUACCCUUGUCCCAGCCGCAUCUAGCAGCUCAUCUCAAGAUGAUGUGUUUGAUUUAAAAAUCAUAGCUGAAUUAAAUGCAUUCAAUGUCUUUGUCUGUGAUCAGAAAUGUAAUAUUGCUGAUAUUAAAAUACACGGUAUGGAUGCUUCGAUUUCAGUGAAGCCAAAGGAGACUGAUGUGUUUGCCAGACUUAAGGAUAUCAUAGUUAAAAAUGUUGACUUAGUGUCCAUUCACAAAAAGGCUGUCUCUAUUUUGGGAGAUGAAGUCUUCAGGUUCCAAAUGACCCUUUAUCCACAAGCCACAGAAGGAAAGGCCUAUGCUGAUAUGUCUAAAGUAGAUGGCAAGCUUAGUCUCAAAGUGGGUUGUAUUCAGAUUGUUUAUGUACAUAAAUUCUUCAUGUCUCUUUUGAACUUCCUCAACAAUUUCCAAGCUGCCAAAGAAGCUUUGAGCUCAGCCACAGCCCAGGCUGCCGAGAGAGCCGCCUCAGGCAUGAGAGACUUGGCUCAGAAGAGCUUCCGCCUCUCCAUGGACGUGGACUUGAAGGCGCCAGUGAUCAUUGUCCCUCAGUCCUCCGUGUCACCUAAUGCCAUUAUAGCAGAUCUGGGUUUGAUCAGAGUUGAGAACAAAUUUAGCUUAGUUCCUGCGGAACGUGAUUCUCUUCCACCAGUUAUUGACAAAAUGAACAUACAACUUACUCAGUUGAAGCUGUCCAGGACAAUAUUGCAGGCCACCUCGCCCCAACAUGAUGUUGAGAUUUUGAAACCAGUCAACAUGCUCUUGUCCGUACAGCGAAACUUAGCAGCAGCGUGGUAUGUGCAGAUCCCAGGGAUGGAGAUAAAGGGGAAACUACAGCCUAUGCAAGUUGCUCUCAGUGAAGAUGACCUAACAGUUUUAAUGAAAAUUUUGCUGGAAAAUCUUGGAGAAGCAUCUUCACAGCCAAGCCCCACGCAACCCACCCAUGAGGCUGGGAGAGUAAGAAAAGAUGUUCUGAGUAGAACUGAUCACCUUAGAGAACAAGAUCUGGCAGACUCACCACUCUCCAUGGUUCAGAGUGUUACUCUCCACUUUGACUUUCAUUUUGAAUCACUUUCCGUUAUCCUCUAUAAUAAUGAUAGCCACCAGGAGUCCAAACUUGCGUUUCACAAUGACAGUUUCCGAAUCGGUGAACUCAGACUACAUCUUCUGGCGUCCACGGGAACAAUGUUUAAGGAUGGUUCAGUGAGUGUCAGCUUGAAACUGAAUACCUGCACCCUGGAUGAUCUCCGAGAAGGCAUUGAGAGAGCAACAUCAAGAAUGAUUGAUAAGAAGAAUGACCAAGAUAAUAAUAAUUCCAUGAUUGAUAUAAGUUACAAGCAAGACAAAAAUGGAAGUCAUAUUGAUGCUGUUCUUGAUAAGCUGUAUGUAUGUGCGAGUGUGGAAUUUCUGAUGACCGUGGCAGAUUUCUUUAUCAAAGCUGUGCCUCAGAGUCCAGAAAACCCAACAAGGGAAGUUCAGGUUCCACUCCGACAGACUGCCACAGCAAAAAUCAAGACUGAGAAAGAUGACUCUGUCAGGCCAAAUAUGACUUUGAAGGCCAAGGUCACAGACCCAGAAGUGGUAUUUGUAGCCAAUUUGACAAAGGCUGAUGCACCUGCCCUGUCAGCUUCCUUCCAGUGCAACCUCUCUCUGUCAACAUCCAAACUCGAGCAGAUGAUGGAGGCCUCUGUGAGGGACCUUAAAGUGCUCGCCUGCCCUUUUCUCCGAGAAAAGCGAGGGAAAAGCAUUACAACAGUCUUGCAGCCCUGCUCUUUAUUUAUGGAGAAAUGUGCCUGGACUUCAGGAAAACAAAAUAUAAAUAUUAAAAUUGAAGAAUUUAUAGUUAAGAUUUCACCCAUAAUUCUUAACACCGUGAUGACAAUUAUGGCUGCUAUGACUCCAAAGACGAAAGAAGAUGAAUCCAAAGAUACAUCCAAGGAAAUGGAAAAUCUUUGGGGAAUCAAAUCUAUUAAUGAUUAUAAUUCGUGGUUUCUUGGUGUUGAUAUGGCCACAGAAAUAACUGAAAAUUUCAAGGAUGCGGAACAGAAAUUGAUAGAAGAAAAUUGUGCUUUUACUAUGGAAUCAGUUCAAGUAACCCUAGAGUGUGGCCUUGGACACAGAACAAUACCAUUGUUAUUGGCAGAGUCGAAGCUCUCAGGGACUGUUAAAAACUGGACUUCACUCAUGGCUGCUUCUGCCCACAUGACCCUGGAGGUCCAUUACUACAAUGAAGUCCAUGCUGUUUGGGAACCACUGAUUGAAAGAGUGGCGGGGAAGAGACAGUGGAAUUUAACACUUAACGUGAAAAAGAACCCAGUCCAGGACAAAGGUUUGAUGCCUGGAGAUGAUUUUAUUUAUCUUCCCGAGCCACAAACAGCAGUUCAUAUUUCUUCAGGAGAUACAAUGAAUAUAACAAUAUCCAAAAGUUGCCUUAAUGUUUUCAGCAAUUUAGCAAAAGGUUUCUCCGAGGGUACUGCCAUGACUUUUGACUACUCUUUGAAAGACAAGGCCCCAUUCACUGUACGGAACGCUUUGGGGGUUCCUGCUAAGGUCCAGCCAAAUCACAAUCUCAGGGUGAUGGGUUCUCCUGAGAAAUGUGAUCUUUAUGACGUGGAUGCUGGCCAGAACCUGGAGCUGGAAUAUGCCAGUCUAGAACCAUCCGGUCCAGGGAAGCGGUCCAUGCUGAGCCGCCAGGAAAGCACCUUCUUCACUCUGACCUUUGUGCCUCAUGGAUACACAGAAGUAGCAAAAGUCCCUGUUUCGAGACCUGGACGACAGCUGUAUAAUGUACGAAACCCCAGUGCGACCCAUUCUGACUCAGUCUUGGUGCAGGUUGAUGCAACUGAAGGGAAUAAAGUGAUUACCUUGCGUUCUCCUCUGCAGAUUAAAAACCAUUUCUCUAUUGCGUUUAAAAUUUAUAAAUAUGUAAAGACUGUUAAGCUCUUGGAGUGCAUUGGAGUCGCCAGACCUGAGGAAGAAUUCCAUGUCCCCUUAGAUUCCUAUAGGUGUCAGCUCUUCAUCCAGCCAGCUGCUGGCCUGGAGAAGCAGUACAAGGAGUCCACCACUUACAUUUCCUGGAGGGAGCAGCUGCACAGGAGCACGGAGGUCAGGUGCAUGCUCCAGUGUCCAUCUAUGACCGUCAACUACUUGCCUCUCAUAGUGAACACCGUUGCUCAGCCUGACGAGCUCAGCUACAUCUGUACACACGGGGAGGAGUGGGACCCCGCGUACGUCAUCCAUCUUCACCCUCCCCUCACUCUGCGCAAUCUCCUCCCGUACUCGCUGAGAUACUUACUGGAGGGAACAGCAGAAGCUCGUGAGCUGGCAGAAGGCAGUGUGGCUGAUGUGCUGCAUUCACGAAUCAGUGGGGAAAUAAUGGAAUUGGUUCUGAUAAAAUACCAGGGCAGGAACUGGAACGGCCAUUUCCGUGUCUGUGACUCACUACCUGAAUUCUUCCUGGUGUGUUUUUCUUCUGAUUCCACCGAAGUGAUGACCUUGGACCUGUCUGUCCACGUCCGGCGGCUGGGCAGUCGCAUGGUUCUAUCUGUUUUCAGUCCCUACUGGCUGAUCAAUAAGACGUCCCGAGUUCUCCAGUACCGCUCAGAAGAUAUUCACGUGAAGCAUCCGGCUGAUUUCCGGGACAUUAUUUUAUUUUCUUUCAAGAAGAAGAACAUUUUCAGUAAAAACAAGGUACAACUAAAAAUUUCAACUAGUUCCUGGUCCAAUAGUUUCUCCUUGGACACAGUGGGAAGUUACGGGUGUGUCAAAUGUCCUGCCAACAAUAUGGAAUUCCUGGUUGGUGUUAGUAUCAAAAUGAGCAGUUUCAAUCUUACUCGAGUAGUUACUCUGACUCCCUUCUGUACCAUUGCAAACAAAUCAUCUUUAGAACUUGAAGUAGGUGAAAUUGCAUCUGAUGGCUCCAUACCAACAAAUAAGUGGAACUACAUUGCUUCUUCAGAGUGCCUUCCAUUUUGGCCGGAAAACUUGUCAGGCAAACUUUGUGUAAGAGUGGUGGGCUGUGAAGGCUCUUCCAGACCGUUCUUUUACAACAGACAGGACAAUGGCACCUUAUUGAACCUAGAAAAUCUGAAUGGGGGUAUACUGGUGGAUGUCAACAUUGCUGAACAUUCAACUGUCAUAACCUUUUCUGACUACCACGAGGGAUCAGCGCCUGCUCUAAUAAUGAACCACACACCGUGGGACGUCCUCACCUACAAGCAGAGUGGGUCACAGGAAGAAAUGGUUUUGCUACCAAGACAAGCUCGACUUUUUGCCUGGGAAGAUCCAACUGGCACCAGAAAGCUGUCGUGGAUGUACGCGGAGAACGUCGGGGAGCAUGACCUGUUGAAGGACGAAUGUGGGCAGUUCCCGUAUGAUGCAAACAACCAAGUGCACUGGGUGUCCUUCUUGGAUGGGCGCCAAAGGGUCCUGCUGUUCACGGAUGAUGUUGCCUUGGUCUCCAAGGCCUUGCAGGCAGAAGAAAUGGAGCAGGCUGAUCACGAGCUCACCCUGUCACUCCACAGCCUUGGGCUCUCACUAGUCAACAAUGAAAAUAAGCAGGAAGUUUCGUAUAUUGGGAUAACCAGUUCUGGUGUUGUUUGGGAGAUGAAGCCAAAACAGAAAUGGAAGCCUUUUAAUCAAAAGCAGAUAAUGUUGUUGGAACAAUCUUACAAGAAAUACCAAGCAUCGAGUGGCCAGGGCUGGAUUAAAUUAGACAGUAAUUUUGAGGUCAACUUUGAUAAAGUUCCAAUGGCAAUGCGCCUUCCAAUUCAGUGCCCUAUAAGGCGGGAUUAUUUAUCAGGAAUUCAGGUUGAAUUUAAGCAGUCUCCUCACCAGAGAAGUUUAAGGGCCAGGUUGUAUUGGCUUCAGGUUGAUAAUCAGUUACCAGGUACAAUGUUUCCUGUUAUAUUCCAUCCUGUGGCCCCUCCGAAAUCAAUUGCUAUGGAUUCAGAGCCUAAACCUUUUAUUGAUGUAAGUAUCAUCACAAGAUUCAACGAGUACAGCAAAGUCCUACAGUUCAAGUAUUUUAUGGUCCUCAUUCAGGAGAUGGCCUUAAAAGUUGACCAGGCAUUUCUAGGAGCUAUUAUUGCAUUGUUUACCCCAACAACAGACCCCGAAGCUGAAAAAAAGAGGACAAAGUUAAUCCAGCAAGAUAUUGAUGCUCUAAACACAGAAUUAAUGGAAACAUCGAUGACUGAUAUGUCAAUUCUUAGUUUCUUUGAACAUUUCCAUAUUUCUCCUGUCAAGUUGCAUUUGAGUCUUUCUUUGGGUUCUGGAGGUGAAGAGUCAGACAAAGAGAAAGAAGAAAUGAUUGCAAUUCAUUCCAUCAACUUGCUAUUGAAAAGUAUAGGUGCGACUCUUACAGAUGUGGAUGACCUUAUAUUCAAACUUGCUUAUUAUGAAAUUCGCUAUCAGUUUUACAAUAGAGAUCAGCUACUGUGGAGUGUUGUAAGACAUUACAGCGAACAGUUCUUGAAACAGAUGUAUGUCCUUGUGUUGGGCUUAGAUGUGCUCGGAAACCCAUUUGGAUUAAUCAGAGGUCUGUCUGAAGGUGUCGAAGCUUUGUUCUAUGAACCCUUCCAGGGUGCUGUUCAGGGCCCUGAAGAAUUUGCUGAGGGAUUAGUGAUUGGAGUAAGAAGUCUUUUUGGACACACUGUAGGGGGCGCCGCGGGAGUUGUGUCUCGCAUCACUGGUUCUGUCGGGAAAGGACUGGCAGCAAUUACAAUGGACAAGGAAUAUCAGCAAAAGAGAAGAGAAGAGAUGGGUCGGCAGCCUAAGGAUUUCGGAGACAGCCUGGCCAGAGGAGGGAAGGGCCUCCUGCGCGGGGUUGUUGGUGGAGUGACUGGAAUAAUAACAAAGCCCGUGGAAGGUGCCAAAAAGGAAGGAGCUGCAGGAUUCUUUAAAGGGAUCGGGAAGGGACUGGUGGGCGCCGUGGCACGCCCGACCGGCGGCAUCAUAGAUAUGGCCAGCAGCACCUUCCAGGGGAUUCAGAGGGCAGCAGAAUCCACUGAGGAAGUGUCAAGCCUCCGUCCGCCUCGCCUGAUCCGUGAGGAUGGCAUCAUUCGUCCCUACGACCGGCAGGAAUCGGAGGGCUAUGACUUAUUUGAGAAUCAUGUCAAAAAGCUAGAAGGAGAGACGUAUCGAUGCCAUUGUGCUGUUGCUGGACAGAGGAAGACAGUCCUUAUGAUUACAAAUAGGCGAGUGUUAUGUGUAAAGGAAGUUGAAAUUCUGGGCCACAUGUCCGUUGACUGGCAGUGUCCAUUUGAAGAUUUUGUAUAUCCUCCAAGCGUCACUGAAAAUCUGCUAAAAUUUUCUGUUAAGGACCAGAGCCUAUUCCACAAAAAAGACAGUGCGCAUCAAUGCUGCCUCCGGAAAGUUUACCUGCAGGAUACUGCCACAGCGGAGAGAGUAUGUCGCACCAUCGAGGAUGCACAGUCCAUGAGACAGCAGCAGAGACUGAGGAAACAGUCAUCCUUGAAGCUUCACAGUCCACAAAUGCCCUUUUGAUUCCAAUGCUGGGGGUCGCCACCCGGGACAAAAGCAAGCUUUGAAUCUUUCCCAGAAUUGUUCCUCUUUCUGGCUGAAGUAAAGGUUGCAAACUGUCCUUCCAUUUUAGAUAGUUUCUUUCUUUCUGAGAAUAGCGAGUUUGGGAUUUGCAUUUUUUUCCUCAUUUGAUUUUGACUUAGUUUUCAUAGCCACCUGUAUGUUAGGAAUACAUUUCUACACUGCCAUCUUGAAUGAGUCAGACUGUCAACAAAAUAUUAUUGAAGAGUGAAAUUUUCAUUAACGUUUACGUUGUGAAGCAAAGAAUUGUAGGCUGUUUUUAGUUAAAGUCCUUGCUGAAGAAUAAGAAAGAAAAGAACUUAAAGUGACUGGUUUUUCUUUUGAGAGUUUUGGUUUUUUUUUUUAAAGCCAUGGAUGAAGGUUGGACAUUUUGUUUAAGGAUAAUUUGUUCAGUGAUUGAACUGAAAAAUAAUUUUUGUUUGAUCAGGUAAUUGAGUAAAGAAAAGCCAUUAGAGAGAAAAAUGGCACAGCUCCUGUUCCUUUUCAUCUCCCCUGUUAAAAGCACUGUUCUGUUCCUGGGGCCUGAGAGACAGCACAGCACUUGCCUUGCUUGAGGCUGACCCUGGGGACAGUGCUGGGUCCUGGAGGUCCCAGCGCCUCCAAGCUGUCCAGGAAAUCCGUCACCAGGGUCGGGCUCUGCUGAGACUGCAGGCUGCAGGCCAGGAGUCCCCCAACCACCCCCUGCCCCAGCUUCCCAAAUACUGCGGUAUCCCCCAAAAGCCCACUCUGGUUUUCUCCAAAUAAAAACAUGUUUUACACUGGUGCUGAAUUUUCCUCCUUGCACUGAAAUACUGAAGACUACUAGAAAAAUCAGACCUCGUUCUCUGUAGUGUGAUAUUCACAAAGUCUUGGAAAUUAUUUACAUGCUCUUUCAGGUUGAACUUACUUGGCACAAUGAUAAUUUGCUGAUCCAUGAGAAUACUGCACUUUAAGUUUUCAAAGACUCAGAUAUGAAAAAUUCAAUAUUUUUGUAUUUCUAUGAAUUGUUUUAUAUAAGUUGAAAUAUUUUUAAGGGCAUCAUAAAUUAACUAUGCAUAUCUGAAAGUGUAUUUUAAAUACGUAUUAGGAGAGGUGAAAAAUACCUAGUUGCUUUAAAUGUAAGUAAAAUCUAGAGCUGUACUUUGGUGAAUAUUUGGUAGAGCUAGUGUUUCAAAAGCAAGUUUCUGAGAAUGAGUUCAGUAUAGUAUUAUUGUUGUUUUCUGCAUUUUGCUUAUGUUCAUCAAAGAAUACUACCCAUUAAAGCUUUUUUAAAAAAGGCUACAAGUGUUUAUUUUCUUCGAUGAAUUUUUGAAUUUGCUCAUGGUGUUUAACAUAUUCCAUUUACAUGACUGAAUUGAUAAUGAAAUGAAGAUGAGAACAUUCUUGAUUUACUGUUUUUAUUCAUGUGUGGUAUUGGUUCUAUGACCUUUAUUUUUUUUUAAGACUAGCCUUAACUUUAAGGCUGGCCUUAAUUUAGGGCCCGAGAUGGAUGCAACUCAGUGGUAAGUGUACUUGCUUACGUGAAAGAGGUCUUAGAUUCCAGCUCUGCACUGCAGAACAAAUAAAUGAGUAAAUGGAGAAAUUUCUUUAGUUAUUCUUUAACACAAAUUCCACAAAAAGACCCUGAUCCUCUUUGGGGAUAGUUGUCUG